AUGUCUUUAACUGAAAAUCUCGAAGACUUAUCCAUUGUUUGGCUUGACACUAAUAGUGCCAAUGAUACAGAUCGACGAGUUCGUUUUCGUGAUAUAAUUAAUUACAUAACGUUUUUUCAAACGUAUGAACAGUGUAUUGAUUAUAUAGUGUCUAACAAAAACGAGAGAAUAUUUUUUAUUGUUUCCGACUCAUUUGUGGAAACAAUAGUUUCACUUAUUUAUAAUAUGUCACAUAUAAUUUAUAUUUAUAUCUAUUGUGCAAAUAAAUCGUUAGACAAAGAGUGUAUAAAACAAUAUAUAAAAGUUCAAGAUAUAUUUACGGAGGAAUACAGUUUAUUUUCUAAAUUACACGAUGAUGUAGAACAAUAUCGAAAACGUUUAUCACCACCAAUAAGCAUUUGUAAUUUAUCAAUGGUUAAAGAAAAAUCCAUUCAACAUUUGAAUAAAGGAUGUGCAGCAUUUUUAUGGUUUCAGUUAUUAAUCGAAUGUGUGUUCCGUUUGGAAGAAACAAGUAUAGAGAAUGCUAAAAAAGAAAUGUUAGAUGAAUGUCGACAAUAUUAUAAAGAUAAUAAGGUGGAACAAAAUAAAAUAAUUGAAUUUGACAAGAAUUACUCAUCAGAUAAACCUAUGGAAUGUCAGCGUCCGUCAAUUGAAUCAGUUAUUUUGGAAAUACAUAUUGACACAAAUGUUAUUAAAAAACCAUUUGUUAAUUUAAGUGAUUUAAGCAAACACAAAGAUGAAAAGGAAAUACUCUUAUCACCGGGUAUUGUUUUUGAAAUUAAUGAGGUUUGCCAAUCAGAAAGUAAUCAUUGGCAUGUAAAAUUGAUAGUCAAAGGUGAACAAGAAAUAAGAAUACAUCAAUUAAUGGAUCACUUCAAACAAGAAUUAGGUAAAACAACAACAUUAUUACAAUUGAGUAAACUUUUAAUAAUAAUGGGUGAAUAUGAUAAAAGUGAACGAUAUUGUAAAUUGUUGAUGAACCAGAUAUCUGAUGAUCAUCCUGACAGAGCUCAAUUGUAUAAUAAUUUGGGUCUUACCUAUGUUGAGAAAGAUAGUUGGGAAUUAGGAAGAAUGUAUCUACAAAAAGAACUUUAG
Didymodactylos carnosus is the source of this 1095-nucleotide messenger RNA. The record is from the annotation of a GenBank genome assembly. Lineage: Eukaryota; Metazoa; Rotifera; Eurotatoria; Philodinida; Philodinidae.